GUACAGUAAGGGCCCAGUAUGGCGCCGGGAACUCCGGGAGCGACAGCUGGCACACGGUGAGGGCCGAGACAUGCGGGAUCCGGGCCGGAGGAAGAGGAGGCGGCGGCGGAGGAAGAAGGGCCGGACCUGGGCAGAGGCCGCGAGGACGGUGUUAGAGAAAUAUCACAACACGCCAAUGAGCCACAAGGAGAUUCUCCAGGUGAUCCAGCGAGAAGGACUCAAGGAAAUCAGUGGUACCUCGCCUCUCGCUUGUCUCAAUGCCAUGCUACACACCAACUCCCGUGGAGAAGAGGGCAUGUUCUACAAGGUGCCGGGCCGAAUGGGAGUGUAUACACUGAAGAAAGAGGCAGCGGAUGGAGUGAAAGAUCUUUCUGACGGGUCAGAGGACAGCAGCGAAGGUCAGUCAGACUCCCAGACAUCUGAGCACAGCAGCAGUAGUGGGAGCAGUAGCAGCAGCACCAGCAGAGGCAGUAACAAGGACCAAAGGAGCAGCCAGUGGAGAAGGAAAGUUACAUCUAGACUUUCCCAGCCAUCCUCCCCCCAGUCAGGCUGUCCAUCUCCCACCAUCCCUGCGGGGAAAGUCAUCUCUCCAUCCCAGAAGCACAGCAAGAAGGCUCUCAAACAGGCCCUGAAACAGCAACAGCAAAGAAAGAAACAACAGAGAAGGCCGGGCAUGGCAGUCCCCACCGGACAGAACCUCCUACUCAAAACCGUCAAAACCUCCAACAAUAGCACCCCUUCUCCGAAACAGAGCAACACCCCGGCUUGGCAGUCAAAGAACACUGACGUACAACCCCGAACUCCCCAGAUCUCUCCUUCCAAUCCAUCGCUAGCCGCGAAAGCCAGUGUCUCCAUACAGGGACUUGGGAAGAAGGCACUGCAGCGAUCCGACCGACUCCAGGCCCCAGGGCACCUAAAAAGAACGAAAUGUGCUGAGAUUGACGUGGAGACGCCAGAAUCCAUCUUGGUAAACACCAACCUACGAGCACUGAUAAACAAGCACACCUUCUCACUGCUCCCCAGCGACUGUCAGCAAAGGCUCCUCCUACUCUUACCGGAGGUGGACCGGCCGGCUGGAUCCGACGGCCAAUUGAAACUAAAUAACUCUGCGCUGAAUAACGAGUUCUUUACGUCUGCAUCGCAGAGCUGGAAGGAGCGGCUGGCUGAAGGUGAGCUGACACCUGAGAUGCAGUUACGAAUUCGACAAGACAUGGAGAAAGAGAAGAAAAUGGAGCCGUGGAAGGAACAAUUCUACGAGAGUUACUACGGUGAGAAUUCUGGUCUGAGCCUGGAUGACUUGACUGAGCUGACAGAAGCACCUGAAGAACCCACCGGACCCUCUCAGACUGCUCCGGAUGUUAAAUGCACUAUCGCGGCCUCUCGUCCCGAGCUGGUCAUUGUUAAAUCAGAAUUGGAUGCACCGACAGAUGCAAACGUGGAAGAACGAGACGCUGUGAAGAAGGAAGAAGAAAAGGACAGUCCAGUGAAACCUGAAUCGUCAAAGGAUGAAAAAGCUGCACUGCAUCCAGAGAGCCCGCAGGUGGAUAUGAAUGUAAAAGCGGUAACAAUCUCCUUAAAGCCAUCUGAACCAACUGCAGAAGACAACCUACUCGUUUCUGUCACGGAUCAUAUAGGAGUAACAAAAGAAACACCAUCAUCUUCUGAAGCCAAGGAGAUAAAGAGAAACAUAUCCCCACCACGGAGCAAACCAAAGAGCCCCAGCAUUGUUAAAACCCCCACCUCCAUUAUCAUCAUGAAAGGACUUCACCAGGACUCCAGGGAAGCAGAGUCACGGGUGGAAUCCGGCAACACUGCAGUGCCGAAGAGAAAACUGGACACCGGGGACGAAGUCAUGCGUGGCCCCGAGAAAUACCCACGUCUGAUGGAGCAGCCGCAGACCCAGCAUUCGUUUCGUGCCUUUUGCAGGCCCAACACAGAAUUGUCACUACCAGCGCUGGAACACAAAGUGUCUCCACAAAAGAUUCCACUCUCCGGCUCCCAAAAGCCAUUUCUGUCAAGCCAGGUCUCUCACAGGCCAACAUUUCCAGUUGUCCACACCAGUCCUGGGAGAACCGGAGCCAGGACACUUGCAGAUAUCAAAGCCAAAGCUCAGAUGGCCAGAGCACAAAGAGCGGCGGCCGCCGCGGCUGCUGCAACGUCCGCAGCCUUCGGUGGGUCUGUCCCAGGUCCUGGACCAGGAGGAGGACCAGGUCCCGGUGGUGGAAGGAGAGACCAAGCAGAAAGUUCCACUCAUAACAAACUCGGGGAUAAAGUACUGGACAUGGGAAGUGCUGGAAGCUGGAGAGGUGAAAGGGGAGUUACUUCCUUUACUUCAAACAACCAAAACCUCAUGGAGGCAAAAGUCCCAGGGCAGACACCACCUCACAGUGCAGCAAGAGCACAGCUACUGCAAAAAUCCGGUGUACAACCCAGAAACCCAAUUAUCUAUCCACAGCACAAAUCUUCAGCAUUGCCCCGCAGCUCCAUGCCAGCCUCCGAGAGACUAGGCCAGUGCCCCGCACUCCGCGAUACUCCGGACACGUCAUCCAGCACCACAUGUAAAUCUGGCACAUCAUCUGGAGCUGUAGGAACCAUUGCAGAUACCACAAGUUCUCUCAAGGGUGAACAAACUUUAUUUCCAAUAAACACAGACAUUUUAAAAGUACAUGUAAAGGGACCCCAGGCCGGUGCCACUAAUCCAAUCAAUCCACAUGUUUCUGACCUAAAAAUAAGAAAUGUAUCUUCAUCACUAGCACAAAUAGCCCCAAGUGUGUCUCAGGCAUCACAGCAAGCAGGCACAGCAUCUAUUCCAAAGUCAAACACUGCCACGGUGUGUUCUGCAAUGACAGCACAAACCAUCGAUCUGCCAGAAAAGGGUCAACCUGCAGGUGUCUGCAUGAAUCCUCCCAGCGUACGAGUCACUGGCGGAUCUGGUAAUAGGACAAGCGCUAGUAUUGCAGCUAUUAAUCCACUGGUUACUCAGCUGCUUCAGGGAAAGAGCAUCCCAUUAGAACAGAUACUUCCCAAGCCUCUAACCAAAGUGGGACUUCAGACAGUCCCUCUACCCUCAUCUGAUAAGGAGAUGGCACAGAAUGUCACCACAGUGAGUCCCCAGACAAGCACGGACUUCAGUGAGAAGGUUGAUAUUGACAGACACACAGCAGCACAACAGCUGGAGAGAUUCCUCAGCCACAACCGGCAAUUGCCAUCAGGACAAAGAAUCUGGCAGCUCUUUUCAGGAAUAGAUUCGAGCCGCAGCCAAGGUCAAUGCCAUCAGGACGUUGGCAGUGCCAAUCAAGAGCAGAUUCUCCAGUCCCUGAUCAAAAAGGUUCAGCAGGAGAAUUCAAUGUUCAUAUCAAAUCCAUCUGACUUUUAUUUAAGCCAUCAGGAUUCCCAGAGAGAAAACAUCUCAACCAGUCAAAGAUUCAUGUUUGGAUUUGUUGGUAGACGAACAUCUAAGCCGGCCAUGUCUGGCCACUACUUGCUGAAUAUAUCUACGUACGGUAGAGUUCCAGAGACCUUCAGACGAACUCAUGUUAGCACUGACAGUGGAACGUGUUUACAUGACCCUGAAGCAAGCAUUGAGUUUAUGGAUGAUGAUACUGAGUCUGUUACUGAGAGCGAAGAAGAAGGUGAGUCCGAAGAGAGUUCACACGAGUGUGAGUCCCUUCCUGUUAAAGCAAAUUCUGCCUCCAGAAUGUUAUUUUCUUCUAUGUCUGAAAAGCCUUCUGAUAACAGUGUGUCCACCCAAACCCCAAAAACUGAGGCUCCACCUGCAUUCAGUGUAAAGGAGACUGUGGAUGUUUUAACAAGGGGUAAUAUUUAUGGAGAAUCAAACCUUGCUCGAGAUUUCAUUCAGGCUGCUCAGGCUAAAAUGGUAAAUGUACUGGGGGUAAAGUUUAAGCAGAAUACCUCCGAGCUGUAUAAAAUGCAUGCUGGUUGCACAGAUUCCCAUCACCGCAAUCUGUUGCAGGGUACCAGGUCAUACGGAAACUCCCAGAGUCUUAUUGGAUCUACUUACGGAGGGACAAUUAAUAUCUCCACUUCACAAGAAGGGAUUCACGGUUCCACCAUUCCCGACAAUGGGAGUCUUGGUUCUACAAACUCAGACAAUGUUGUGUCAUUCUCAGUAACUGUGACAACGAUCCCCUCCAGUCACAGCGUCAAUUCUACCGGGCACGAGCCUCCAGUUUCUGUUCAAGCCUUUACGGAGGACAGCGGCUUGGAAACAAACACUAAAUGCUACUGUCGAUUAAAAGCCAUGAUCAUGUGCAAGGGCUGUGGGGCUUUCUGCCACGAUGAUUGCAUAGGCCCCUCCAAACUGUGUGUCUCCUGCCUCGUGGUGCGAUGACGGCCACCCAAGGCUCUCAGCGAAUGGUGUAAGUGCGAGGAAGUUUCCGUGAAAUUAUUGUAACCACUUCCAUGCCAGAAAGGGCAUUGUGCCAACUGGGUCUGGCAUUUAUAAUUUAAAGGAAGAACAUGCAGGGUACGUUUAGUUAUUCGUAUCAGCACUUACUGUUUUUGAAUCAUGACAUACAUUUGCACUCACGAAAUCCUGUAAAUAGUACACGAGUUGCGUGUUUGGAAGAUUUGUGUUUUUAUUGUAGAAUUUUAAUGCCUAACAUCCAAAGAAUGUGGACUUUUUUCCCCUUGUAACAAUAGCAAUACGAUCACAUAUUCCGCUCCCUGUUUAUGUGCGCGUGGAGUUUGAUCUGCACUAGAGUUGGUUUGGGAACUUCUAUUAAAGCAAUAAUCUUUAACCGUGUCCGUGCUGUUGGCAUAUGGAACACGUGUCUUUAAAGCUGCAUUUGUCUUUGGCACAGAAAUGGUUAAAUCACCUGAAAAGCCUUUUCUUCCACGUGAAACGUGGUGUCUUCCCUCCUCUACCUGAUACACGGUAUCUAUGGAAACCAGGGUAUUUACCAUUACAAUAAGACUGUGAUCUGAGCUAAAUCAUUGAUCCAACACAAAGUCCUAUAGAGCAGGGACUAUAACUCCCAGCAUGCUCAUCAUCAAAGGCCACAGGAGUGACAGAAUAAUAUCACAGGCAGCCAAGGUAACUAAUGCCAGCCCCAAUUAACAAUAACUGUUAAUGCUACCAGUUUAUUGACAGAACCUGAAGUGUCCACAGAGAAGCCACGCUCAUUAGUCUCAUACUGCUGUUCUAGAACAAGACUCCCCUCCAUAACUUCCCACGAUGCCCUAACCCCUGCGAGUCCACCACUAUGAUAUCAAAGGUAACAGCGGGUGAUAGGUCAGUGGUUAGUGCUCUAGAUUCAGUGUCUCUAGUGCUGUUCACCUGAUAUACCCGAGAUAUACUUGGUAGCACUAGAUACAUUUCAGAUUACUAUUUUUGAUCCUUUGUAACUAUUCACUGAUUCUUUCUGUUGCAUCCCACCUUUAUUCCUUGUCCUGACAGCUUACAAUUAGAAAUUUACCUUUUAACCCCGUCAGUGUAUGCUCUGUUUUCCUGGAGGCACAGGACCGUAACAUGGCGAGGGGCGUCCCCUUUAUUUAAGGAGAUGGCUUACUCCCCAUUGACUUGGGUAUUUAUUGUGAGAUGGAGUAUAAUUACAAUAAGGGACUCAGAACCUCCACUGUGUGAAACAAUAAAUCUAAUAAUAUAUUAGUAAAUGGCUUUACAGAUAUUCCCAGAUAAGGACACUAUUUAUUAUAUUAUGAUUUCUAAGGAUAAUGGAAAUACAUGUAUACUGUGCACAGUGAGGACACUUGGCCUCAGCAGAAAAUAAGGUACACGUUAAAAGGUACACACAUUAUUGGGGUCCUUACAGUGACUCUCCGGUACCGUUCCAGAAUCAUAAUGCUUUUAUCUAUCUAUGCAUUUACACAAACAGAGCAAGCCUUGCUGCUAAGGCUAAGUCCUGUAAUAUUGCAGUUUGCCAACCUUGGCCAUGGCAG
Pelobates fuscus (common spadefoot toad) is the source of this 5919-nucleotide messenger RNA. RefSeq names its product ASXL transcriptional regulator 2 (gene ASXL2). Lineage: Eukaryota; Metazoa; Chordata; Amphibia; Anura; Pelobatidae. The transcript has 12 exons. Bases 71 to 4351 code for a protein of 1426 amino acids. The record is from RefSeq and is a predicted model, not a curated record. Gene Ontology annotation, cellular component: PR-DUB complex. Gene Ontology annotation, biological process: animal organ morphogenesis; positive regulation of transcription by RNA polymerase II. Gene Ontology annotation, molecular function: chromatin binding; peroxisome proliferator activated receptor binding; DNA binding.